AUGAGUUUGGAUCGUAUCAUUCAGGACUCCGACGAGGACGAACCCUUUGAGGGGGAUAACCUUCCCACAUCUGCCAACCCUCUCCACCCCUCCGAGCCCGCAUUGCCGCAGGAAUAUCAAUAUGCCCCCGCCAAACAGAUGACCCACAAUGCAGUAUAUGAAUAUGAUCAUGCUCCCGAUGAAAGCAUGUUCCCACAGCUGAACGUUAAUUUCGAUGAUUUCCUCCAAUCGCAAGACAAGAGCCAUUCAAUGCUAUCGUCGUCGCAACAGCGGCGGGAGGACAGAUGGAUCCCCUCAACCAGUGAGGGGGGAAGUGGGUCGGUUGGAGCCAUGAUGACGGAGAUCGGACUAGCGCAGAGAAGACUCCUGGACGAAGACCCUUCAAGUGCAAGCCUACCACCCCCUUCUACAACCGCGCUGUUCCCGACAGAAUCAUUCCAGUCAGCGCCGUUUCCUACCCUACCAAGUCACUACUCAUAUCAAAUGGCCCAACCAGAGAGUAGCAGCUUCACACGUAAUCCAGCACCCAUUAGCGUCUACGCCGGCACAAAUCAGUCUUUGUUGCCCACCAGACAGGGUAUCUAUGACUUGAAUCCACCUGAUACCACCCACUCAAUGGCUUAUGCUCCGAAAAUUGUUCCUCACCAAGCUACCGAGCCUUCCAUGGAACAGGAGAACCUACACCCAAACCCGCAAUCAAACAAACCCCAGGAAGCUUCACAGCCCAAAUGUCAGCAGACGGGUUCUUACUCCCCCCAUGACACUGAGCCUCUCUCCUCUAUUGCAUCCAUGCGAUUCAGCGAAGCAAAGAUUACCACAGCUGGAACCAGUCUCAUUUCCCCACACCAAUCCCAGUCAAGUACGCACGACGAGCUCGCUCUGCCAGCUAUUCUACCAACUAUGCCAGACUUCAAGACGCCCGAUGCAAACAAGAAGCGAAGACGGCCCAAGAAACAACACAUGCUAGAGAACGAUGAGGACGAUGAGCUAGCCAAUUCUCGAGACCACGAGUUCAAACAGACUGGCGCAAACGGUGCGAUUGACCUUUCCAGUAGCGAAGAGACUACGGAAGAUAACACCCCGGCCUCGAGUAGAGUCUCAGACGAGACUGACGAAGAAAAUCUAGAAGCAGCCCCCAAGCUAGCAAAACCAGGACCCAAGGAGCCGAGAAAGAAGAAGGUCAAAACAAGCAAGACGACGCCCGCCCCCGAGCCUGACGACGACGACGUGAUCUGGAUAGACACGAAGCCUCUCAGCGUGGAUCCUUCAACCGGGAAUGCAACCCCGCAGACAGAAGCCACAGAGGCCCCAAGACGGGAUCUAGAAUCUAAUGAUCUGGCCUCAAAUCUGCCGGUGGAUCCCCAAUCAGCGACUCCCGCAGUUGAAGAGAAGACGCAAAACGCUCAAAAGGCCGAAAAACCAGCACCCAAAAAACGCGGACGUAAGCGAAAGCAAAUAACCGAGCUAGCGGAAACAUCAUCAGAAUGUGCAGAUACACCGGAACCAAACAAGUCGCCAUCCGGAGCCCAGACUCCUGCGUCGAAGUUGGCUGUCGUUGUCGAUAAUAGUCCGAAGUCUAUGGUCGAAGCUAAUACCGGUAACAACGAUGCAUCUGCUACUAAAAGCAAAGAUCAGAACACACCCCCUCUUCCUGGUCCUGAGUCUCUCUUUGAAGCUGCAAUUGAUACCUCCCAUCCUCAGACUCCCUCGAAGCCCGAUGCUGCGUCUGUCAAUACACCACAGAACGCAGGUAAGGGCCCGGAUAAGCACAGUCCCAUCUCGGCGCGGAGUGGGGUGCCUUACCGCGUGGGAUUGAGUAAGAGAGCGAGGAUUGCGCCGUUGCUCAAGAUGGUACGGAAAUAG
Molecule: messenger RNA, 1863 nt
Organism: Penicillium digitatum Pd1
Lineage: Eukaryota; Fungi; Ascomycota; Eurotiomycetes; Eurotiales; Aspergillaceae
Source: RefSeq, a predicted model, not a curated record